AUGGGGUGCACUGCUGGCAAGGAGAGCGCUUCGAUUCCUGGCGAGGAGGUUCCAAUACUUCGGGCGAAGGAAGUGGCCUUCAGGGGAGUGGUCCAGAUCCAGUGGGCAAACGGGGAGGAGGAGGAUCAGCCGAUGUCCGUCCAUCCAGAGCUCAGCCUGCAACUCUUCCUAGCGAUGGUGGAACAGAAUGCCACUGUCAUUCAAAGCCGGGUCGCUCAAAAGCGAAGAAGAGAUUUUGGAGGCCAAACGCUGCUGACUUUUGACCAGCAAAAACGAGUUCAUCAUACAGCAAUCAGCAAUCAGUGA
This is a messenger RNA of Durusdinium trenchii, 306 nucleotides long. NCBI's taxonomy places the organism in Eukaryota, Dinophyceae, Suessiales, Symbiodiniaceae. The record is from the annotation of a GenBank genome assembly.